GUACUCUUCCAACGCUUUCUGAUCCCACAGAUAUCUGAUCACAACUCAGAUGCAUUCCACAGAUUUGACGUAGACAUAUAUAUGAUUGAGCUUCAUGAAAACCGACGAAAACCCAACCGGAGUGAAGAAGAUGAUAUAUGCCCAAUUUGCUGGGAAAAGUUUGGCACAUAA
Messenger RNA from Eruca vesicaria subsp. sativa (arugula), 171 nucleotides. Lineage: Eukaryota; Viridiplantae; Streptophyta; Magnoliopsida; Brassicales; Brassicaceae. The record is from the annotation of a GenBank genome assembly.